Molecule: messenger RNA, 1618 nt
Organism: Ambispora leptoticha
Lineage: Eukaryota; Fungi; Glomeromycota; Glomeromycetes; Archaeosporales; Ambisporaceae
Source: the annotation of a GenBank genome assembly
AUGUCACCGUCUGCAAUUCCCGCAAAUGACAAUCAAAACUUUAAAAUUUUUGACGUUCGUCAACAAGAAACCGCCAAACUUCAUUUGGUUCGUGAUAUUUUGAAGGGGCUUACUCCCGAGCCGUCUUCAGCUAUGAAGUCUAUCCCCACCAUAGUUCUUUACGAUGAUCGAGGUCUACAGUUGUUCGAUCAAAUCACGUAUUUAGAUGAAUAUUAUUUGACCAAUUGUGAGAUCGAUAUUUUGAAUCGGAAAGUUGAUGAGAUUGUAGCUUAUGUCAAGGACGGAAGUGCAAUAAUUGAAUUGGGCGCGGGCUCACUUCGUAAGACACAACUCAUACUCAAAGCGUUGGAGAGCAAUAAAAAGGAUGUAACUUAUUAUGCUCUCGAUCUCAUGGAAAACGAGUUGCGGAAGUCUUUGUCAUCUUUGGGUAGUUUUUCAAACGUGACUCUUGUGGGUCUUUUGGGUACCUAUGAAGAAGGGAUGGAAUUUGUCUCGAAAUUGACGAAAGAAACACCAAAAAUGAUCAUGUGGCUGGGAUCUUCUCUCGGGAAUUCUAAUAGAGAUGAAGCUUGUCAAUUUGUCGACACUUUUCGUAAACAGGCCAUGAAUGUCGGUGACCUUUUCUUGUUUGGAAUUGACCGACGAAAUGAUCCUAAAAAGGUGACGAUCGCGUAUAACGAUUCGAUGCGAGUUACAGAAGAAUUCAUCAUGAAUGGAUUAAAUCACGUGAAUUCCAUCAUUGGCGCGCCUUUCAUUGAUCGUGAUAAUUUUGAAUAUUUCGCGAGAUACAAUAAUGAAGAAGGAAGACAUGAAGCUUACUACAAAUCAAAGAUUGAUCAAACAUUGGAAUAUGUGUCACCAAACACAAAAGCAACUACGAAAAUCAUUUUGGCAGAAGGCGAACUUAUUAACAUCGAAUAUUCUUACAAGUACGCGCCUUCAGAAACCAUUGAAUUGAUACACAAUACUCGUAUGGUAUUGGUCAAAAGCUGGCCAGACCCGCAAGCGCUUUAUGAUUUGCAUCUUGUUCAAAAACCGCCAUUCCAUUUUCGACGUGAUCAUCAAACAUCAGUUCCAUCCCUUGAAGAAUGGCAUGAAUUAUGGAAAUCAUGGGAUACUGUUUCCAUGACUAUGAUUUCCUCGCAUAUGCAUUUAGAAAAACCGAUAGCUCUACGUCAUCCAUUCAUCUUUUACAUUGGACAUAUUCCCGCAUUUUUAGACAUCCUUUUAGCUCGAUAUUUUAAAGAAGAAUAUACUGAACCAGCAAAUUUCGCGGAUAUCUUUGAACGAGGCAUCGAUCCUGACAUGGAAGAUCCAAGUCUCUGCAAUCCGCAUUCCAUCGUCCCUGACAAGUGGCCUGAUAUUGAUUCCAUCAUAAAAUUCCGUGAUCAAGUGAGACAAAGACUUUUAAAGGUCUACGAUGUUCAUCAUAAAAACACGUCACGUAGUCUAGCACGUGUACUUUGGAUGACUUUUGAACACGAAGCAAUGCAUCUUGAAACUAUUCUUUAUAUGCUGGUGCAAUCAAAUAAUACCCUACCUCCUCAAGGUGUCGUGCCGCCACAUUGGGAAUCAGCGGAGAGAGACGCCCCAGAAGCCAGAUUGAUUGAAAUAUCAG